Hypomesus transpacificus is the source of this 1287-nucleotide messenger RNA. It is a transcript of the gene nppcl, whose product is annotated as C-type natriuretic peptide-like. Gene Ontology annotation, cellular component: extracellular region. The record is from RefSeq and is a predicted model, not a curated record. Gene Ontology annotation, molecular function: hormone activity; hormone receptor binding. The transcript has 3 exons. Lineage: Eukaryota; Metazoa; Chordata; Actinopteri; Osmeriformes; Osmeridae. Gene Ontology annotation, biological process: receptor guanylyl cyclase signaling pathway; cGMP biosynthetic process. The coding region runs from base 319 to 717 and encodes 132 amino acids.
GACGGUAGCAGUAUCACUAGGCCACUGCCAAGGGAACAAAAACGCAACAGGCAAACCCAUCCUUUCAAUACCAUCACUAGGAGAGACCAUCAGAGAGAGAGAGAGGCGGGGCCGAGCGAGAGAGAUAGUGAUGCUUUCAGCAGGUGCCAAAAAGUGAGAGGUAGCUGAGCGAAGGAGAGAGAGAGAUGGAAAGCAGCCUGUGAGAGCAGAGAGACCUGAAGCUUCGGACAAAACAGAAAAGAGACUGUGUGUAUUUGUGUAGUCGUGUUUAGACCUGUUUCUCUGCAUCGUCGCUGCCGCCGUCCACUCACUGCUGCCAUGCUGUGCCCAGCGCUGCUCUGUGCCACGCUGGUCUUACUGACCCCCCUGGAGCUGUCCGAGGGGCGCACCCUGCACCCCUCCCCUGAAGGACUCCAGUUUGUGGAGCAGUUUCUGGAGCGUUAUAACGACCUCCUCAACCUGGACAAUCUGGAGAACAUGGCAAGCAACCAACCGGAAGAGCCUUCUGACUACGCCAAUGGGGUCAAAGUUGCCGAAUAUCCCAAAUGGGCCGACCUACCGGGAGCCCAGGAAGACAGCGCCUGGCUCCGCCUGCUGAAGGCAGCUCUGGCCAAUCAGAAGCGAGCUGAACUGGACAGGUCACGACGGGCGUGGAACAGGGGAUGCUUCGGCCUGAAACUCGAUCGGAUUGGUUCUAUGAGCGGACUGGGCUGCUAGUCGAAGGAAGAGGGGCGACAGACUGACACAACUAGUAAAGGAAAUGAAACGGCUACACACAUACACACACACGUACACGCACACACACAGAGGCACACGCACACACACACACAGACAAAAAGGAAAAGAAUGUGAGUGUUGAUUAUGUCCACACGCAGUGUAGUGUAUACUUGCUGUUUUGCUUAUGUGAUUCAAUGAAGCGUAGCGCAAACAUGACCGUGUCUUGGCUGCUGAAAAGAGGUGCGGUAGUUUCGUUUGAUUCUUUGUUUUUAAGUGUGCAUUUAUGUGUUUUUACAAAUAGUACAUUUAGUUUGGAAGACGUUUGAGGAGUGUUCAAGUGGAGCUAUUGUUCUAUGUGAUUAUGUCUGUGUUGUUUUUACAGUGCACUUUAUUAAGGAAUGUAGUUGAGACUGUGUCCUUCCUAGCUAAUAUCAAUGUCAUUCUUUUGUAAGGAAUUGCUUUUCUUUUCUGUUUCUGCAUGUCUGAGGGACACAGUAUAUGUUGACAUAUAUACAUGUUCUUUGCUCCUUUUUUUGGCAAAACUUUUGCAUGCUAAAUAAACACAUUCCA